This is a messenger RNA of Lutzomyia longipalpis, 3544 nucleotides long. RefSeq names its product sodium- and chloride-dependent GABA transporter ine (gene ine). NCBI's taxonomy places the organism in Eukaryota, Metazoa, Arthropoda, Insecta, Diptera, Psychodidae. Gene Ontology annotation, cellular component: membrane. Bases 768 to 3275 code for a protein of 835 amino acids. Gene Ontology annotation, biological process: sodium ion transmembrane transport; transmission of nerve impulse; neurotransmitter transport. The record is from RefSeq and is a predicted model, not a curated record. Gene Ontology annotation, molecular function: osmosensor activity; neurotransmitter:sodium symporter activity. The transcript has 8 exons.
UGCGGUGGCCGGGAGAGACACGCGGACCUGCACCAGCUCCCGGAGGAGUUGACCAGAGUGUGGUGUUGUCAGUUGACAUUUGAGCGCGAACAUCGCAAGUGGAUCGAGUGCGCGCGCUGAUAGAAGCUCAUAGAAGCGUGUAAUCUCGUGUGUGAUGGUCAUAAAAUUAAAAAUAAUUACUUGAAUCUCUCCUUAUUUCCUCCCUCAUUGAAUACGGUGCCCAAUAAUCCACUCCUUUUAGCACAUUUGGGGCUAAAAGAAAUUUUUUUUAAAACUUCUACCACCCACACAAAAAAUUCACGAAUUAUCGUGAGAUUUAAAUUAUUUUUCCCCUUAAAAAAUUAUCGUUAUACCUGCAAAAGGAGGAAAGUGAUCUAAGAAAUUGUGCAACAGAGGAUUACUCACUCACAGUGUGGAUUUUCAAAGUGAAAAACCCCUAUCACGCAUAACUUUUCAUUAUCAAUUUCAAACGAAACAUUCUGUGAUCACCAACACCUUUUUGGGCACAACCUCUAAAAGAAAUUCCUUCACCUAUGAGAUUGUCAAGCAGGGUAUUUGUGAGAUACUUCCAAGAAAUGAUGUCUUUUUUUUUCUUUGGCAGUGACGACAAAAUAUAGAAGGAAAUCAUCCCAACUCCUCCCAGCACAAUGUCGCACAGAGAGAUUCUGAGACUUUGACGAGUGUGUGCUCCAUAUAGAGGUGCAAUUAAAGUGGAAAAAUCUUGUGCUAGUGACUGAAGUGAUUGUGAAGAAGGCUUCUCCAUCACAAUGGAGUCCCCGCCGGCAAAUGGUUCGGAUACAAUGUCCAUCAGUGCCCCGGGUAGGAAUCACAAGACAGUGGCGGAAUUGCACUUCAAUGCCAUGAGUGGGAGUCUGAAGCACAGGAAUGCCCACGAGACGCCAACUACAACGGAGGAUUCGGCAAAGCUCCUACCAAGUACAUCCAAGAAGUUCGUUAUAGUGCCAACAAGCAUUAAAAAGACCACGCUCACGGUGACUUCACCUACGGAUAGUUUGUCAUCAUCCAAUGUCAGCCCCAUUAUGUCCCCACUGCCAGCUGGUACCCGACCCAAGCACUUCAACAGCAUGAGAUCGGUGAGAUCAGGAGGAGCUCUUCUUAACCAGGAUGGUGGACUCGCUACGUCCACCCCAACAGUUGGGCAUCCUCCCCCAACAUCCCUAGCUCGAUCUGGGUCCUACGUUUUCAGUGAUUGCGGAUCUGCACGCCUCUUCUCCGACGCUACGUCCGUACGAUCACUCGCCUCAAUCGGCAUGGGUUCGACGGAUGGACGCAAAAUGGUCAUCCGGCGUGUGCCGAAUUCACCCACAGAGCUCCUCACCAUCCUCAAUCCCCCCAUACCCCAAGAGGAAGAUUUUGAGAAUGAUAGCUUUGCUGGGAUUUCUGAUAAUUCAGAUUCGGCCAACUUGAAGCCACGCCGGCAGCAUUGGGCCAACAAGAUGCAAUUCGUGCUGGCAUGCAUUGGUUAUUCCGUGGGAUUGGGCAAUAUGUGGCGAUUCCCGUAUCUAUGCUACUCAAGUGGCGGAGGAGUUUUUCUCGUGCCAUACUUUAUCAUCUUGGUGAUAUGCGGAAUCCCCAUGUUGUUCAUGGAGCUGGCAGUGGGGCAGUACACAGGAAGGGGACCUAUUGGUGCUCUCGGUCAGAUCUGCCCACUCUUCAAAGGAGCUGGGCUGGCGAGCGUCGUGGUGUCCUUUCUCAUGUCCACAUACUACAGUGUGAUCAUAGCGUAUGCCAUUUACUAUUUUUUCACCUCCUUCCGACCUGAACUCCCCUGGACGGAUUGCAGCAACAGAUGGAACACUCCGGAUUGUUGGAUCCCUCAACGGCAGGAGUCCAAUCUCACGCGUCCACACGUCUCACGUACGCCACCUGAGGAAUUCUUCGAGAAUAAAGUCCUGCAAAUUAGCCCAGGGAUUGAGUAUCCUGGUGGGAUGCGUUGGGAAUUGGUGGCAUGUCUCGUGUGUGCCUGGGUACUAGUCUACUUUGCCAUUUGGAAGUCCAUAAAAUCAUCCGGGAAAGUGCGAUACCUAACAGCUACUCUUCCAUUUGUGCUGAUCUUCGUCUUCCUGGGACGCUCCCUGACACUCGAUGGAGCAGAAAAUGGCUUGAGGUACUUCUUCCAGCCAAAUUGGGCACUUCUUCGCAAUGCCAACGUGUGGAUAAAUGCUGCAUCGCAGAAUUUCAAUUCUCUCGGCAUUGCCUUUGGGUCAAUGAUCUCAUUUGCCAGCUACAACAAGUACAACAACAACAUUCUCCACGAUACACUCGCUGUAUCCUUCGUAAAUGCCAUCACGAGUGUCCUCGUGGGGAUUUUUGCUUUUGCCACAAUUGGGAACAUCGCUCUGGAACAAUCGACGACCGUUGAGGCGGUCAUAAGUGACGGUCCAGGACUCAUCUUCAUCGUCUACCCCCAAGCAAUGGCCAAAAUGCCUGCACCGAAUCUCUGGGCUGUCCUCUUCUUCUUCAUGCUCCUCUGCCUUGGGCUCAAUAGCCAAUUUGCAAUAGUCGAGGUGGUUGUAACAUCAAUCCAGGAUGGUUUUCCCAACUGGAUUCGCAAGAAGUUAGUCUACCAUGAACUUCUGGUGCUCAUCGUGUGUGUGGUAUCAUUCUUCUUUGGCCUGCCCAAUCUCAUCCAAGGAGGAAUUUACUUCUUCCAACUCAUUGAUCACUAUGCCGCCUCAAUCUCCAUCAUGUUUCUCGCUUUCUUCCAAAUCAUCGCCAUUGCGUGGUUCUACGGAGUUCCUCGGCUAUCCAAGAAUGUCAAACAGAUGACCGGGAAAACUCCUUCGCUCUUCUUUCGCUUCUGCUGGCUCAUCGGUGCGCCAAUGCUUCUAAUCUCACUCUGGGUGUUUAGUUUAAUAAAUUACGAGCAACCAACAUAUCACAAUGGUCAGUACCACUACCCAAAUUGGGCCAUUGCACUAGGAUGGGCAAUUGCGUCGACAUCCCUCAUCUGCAUUCCAACCUAUGCAAUCGUCAACAUCAUCCGAGCAGAUGGUGAAACAUUCCUACAGAAAUUAAGAAAUUCCAUUAAACCCAACAUCUACGAGUGCAAAAUAUGCGGAGAGCAUCACUGCGAGCAUGAUUUUCCCGAAGAUCAAGCUGUUGCAGAGUUAACGCCAAUCAUUCAGGGUGUUCCGCAAUCUACAAACUUCCCCAUAGUCCUCCAACCACCCCCGCCGGGCAACCAUAGGCCACCCAUUCUACCACCAGCAAACUCCGACAUUGCGACAAAUCAUACAGAAACGCGAAACUGACGCAUGCACAACAAAGCAGUAGCGAGAAACCAAAUAAAAUUUACAUUAGCUCAAAGACACUGAAGUCAGAACUUCAAUAAAUUGUAGAAUGAGAGGCAAGCAAAGUCCAUAAAGAACAAAUUAAGAAGAAAAACACGGUUGUGAUUAUAUAAAGACAUUGAGAAGUUGAAAGAAGAAAUGCAUGAUAUGAGUAUUAUCUUGAGAGUGGAGAAAUAAAGCGAAAUAUCAUGAACAAUCAAAGAUGAAUUAAUAAAAUGUAAAUAAUUUAA